UGUUUCAUUAAACUUGAUAAUUUGCGAUCUCCCUAAUGUUACGCUAAAUUUGCAAUUAGUUCACGACUGGAAUUUAGUAAUUGUGCAAUUACGUUUAAAUUUGGGUGAAAAUAUAGUAUUGAUUUGAAAUCAAUAACCGAUCGAUCGAUUGCCGAGGUUCGAUUGAUAAACCACAUGUAUAUAGAAACCCUGUUAGAGAAACGGUUAAGCCGGUCAUACUGAUUUUCAAAUUAGCUUGUAAUGUUUACGUCUUGAUGCGUUAAUUCGAAGGUUUACUUAGCGAUUACACGUUUCUAAAAAUACUAAUCUCUGUGGUUAUUUUUGCCAGCACCUGUGAAAAUGGCUACGAUUUUCCACUCUGGUCAAAAAGUAUUCGCCAAGGUGCGCGGUUACCCGCCUUGGCCAGCCAAGGUGUUAGACUGUAUCGACGACACGGCCGGUAGGCAAAAAUACCGCGUUUAUUUCUACGGUACCAGAGAAACGGCCACCUGUAAGCUAGAAGAACUCUACGACUACGUCGAAUACCGAAAUAAAUACGGUAAACCGAUUAAAAAGAAAUCCUUUACCGAAGCUAUACGUGAAAUCGAAGCCGAACUCGAACCAUCUAAACGUAAAGAUAGCGUGCAAGCCAACGAACCUACAUCUACCACGGCCCCUGUGGCUGCCCCCGUCGCCGCUGCUCCAGACGCCACCGUUACCCCAGCUGCCGCGGCCGUGCCGGGCGACAAAGACAGCGACGACGAAGGUAACCUGGUCAUCGACGAAUCUCCAUCUCAAAAAGCUAUUAAAACCAAAGCCGAUCCUAAACAACUGAAACGUAAACUUAGCUCGGGCAGUAUCGAAGUACCCGCCGAAAAUUCGCCGGUCGAAUUAACCUCGCGGUCGGGACGUAAAAUUAAACCUAAAAAAUUUCUAGACGAACCGGGCGAAGUAUUCAAUACGCCUACUCAAAGUAAACCUACGCGGAAAAGCGCCCGCGAAACGACCAAUGAUAAAAAAGCAGCCGCCGAUUCUUCGACCGCCGAUACGCCCAACAGCACCACCAAAGUCGAACUACGUUGGGAAGAUACGCAGAAUUUGAAGAGCUUGCUGAAUAAAACGGAUAACUCGGAUUUACCUCAAAAGAUAAAAAAAGAUUUCAAGAAAUCGCUCAAGAAACGAGUCGAAGAAACCAAACAGGCUAGCGCCGAAGUAUAUGCGGAUAACGAGAACCUAGAGCUUAUUAAAAUCGAGGUUCAACUGCUGGACGCGGAUUGUCGUAUCAAAUCGAGCUUGAAUUUGGUCAGCGCUAAUUGCGACGAAUGUUUGCAAGCGAUGGACGAAAUACUAGAUUUAAAAUUGAACGCGUUGAUGUUGAAGAAGCAUCCGGAAGUCGUCGACACGGUGAAAAAGCUGAAAAAAUACGUCGGCAAUUUAUCCGAAUGGAAGUUGACUCGCGAGCAAGAAGAAGCCUUCAUCAGAGGCGCCGAAAAAAUACGCGCCAAAGCGGAACACAUCUAUAACAAGUUCCAGAGUCUUUUUACCAUACCCAACGGAAGAAAUUUCUUCGAAGUGUAUUCCGACGAAGUUGCGAAAUUCCAAGAGAAAACGAAUAACUUGCCCGUUAACCAACUGUAUAGAUUGGUCAAAGAACCGAUCGAGUAAAAAAAAAUUUCUUUCUUUUUUUUUCUCUUUUCAUAUUCCAUAUUUUUAUUUGCAGUACUAUACUUUUAUUUUUACUUUAUCGACUGUUUCAUAAUCAUAAAUGAUUAUUUUAUAAUUAAAUCGUUACGUUUAAAGUC
Messenger RNA from Planococcus citri (citrus mealybug), 1781 nucleotides. Its product is annotated as PC4 and SFRS1-interacting protein-like. Bases 340 to 1644 code for a protein of 434 amino acids. Lineage: Eukaryota; Metazoa; Arthropoda; Insecta; Hemiptera; Pseudococcidae. The transcript has 2 exons. The record is from RefSeq and is a predicted model, not a curated record.